AUGGAGUAUGACUCUGCAUCGAAUUGUGAAGGUCAUCUGCGAGAUUGUGAAGCUUCAGACGAUCUCUCACGUUUAAGAGAAAUACAGAAAGUCGAACGAUCAGCCUGCACCACGAAUUCUAUGCCAUGGCAUUCUCUGCAGAUCGUGGCACCACAGCCAAACGUAAUGGAAUAUUACCACAAGUAUUCACAAAAUGCAAAUUUGGAUCAAUAUUUUUCGUUGCCUACAACUAGUACAUCACCCGAAGCAAUUAAAUGUUAUUAUAGUAUAUACGAAGUAAAUCCUAAACUAGAGGCUAACAGACAAGAUUGUAUAGGUGAAGAUUAUAAUUUAAGGACUUCCGUGCCUAGAGAAAGAAGAAGAUGGGUGAGGCCGCCUCUUAUUGGCCAGUCUUCAAAUGCAGAGUCAUCAUCUAGAUACGUUCAACCAUUGUCAAAUCCAGAAUCUCCGUUGCCUGAUUUGAAACAUAUUACACCAGAAACAAUUUUAGAGGAGAAAAAUGAAAGUCAAGAGACAUUGACAGAAGGAGGCAUAGAAAGGAAAAUAUCUUCUCCAACUUCGAGUAUCGCUUCUCACAAGCCACUUGAGUGGGACAGCGGAGCAGACGUUGGUUACUUUAAUCUUGUACCUUGUAAACAAAAUGAUAAGAAAUUAAGUACAAUAGAACGCAUGGCUUUAGCUAGAGGUUGUUCCGCUGCGUUAAGAUUGGAUCCUGAAGGUACUACAGAAUCGGGAAUUUCAGGGAAACUCGUGGGAACUCAGAAAAAUACAACUACUUCUACAGUGCCUGAUGCUAAUUCUACGCCAUUACUGGAAAAUGCAUCAGGAUCAGAAAGUGAGAUUGAGAUUACUCCGAUUGUUAAAAAUCACUUGCCAGGUAUAGUAGCAGGAAACUGCAUAAAAUCUGGCGAGAGAACUCUUCUUAAGGAUCUCAAAGACCAAGAUACUUUUACACAGUAUUUCAAGAAAGAGCACAACCAUGACACUCCAAAAUCAACGUUUACAUCUAAGAUCCCCUUUGUAAAAUCCUCAAGCGAGAUAAGAAAGCUACCAAACAAACAGAAUACGAAUAAAGAAAAUAUAUGUCCUCCUACGUCGCCUUUGAAAAAGAGCACAUCCAUGAAUACGUUAGUUAUACCGGCUUCUAAAUUACCGUUGAAAAGAAGUCAGAGCGAGUUGAAUUUGUACGCUAAAGAUAAGAACAAGGCCGCGUUGCCACUAAUUUUUAAUUCUUCAUCCUCUAUCGCUACUAUUGUAAAUAAACCUUCCACUUGUGAUAAAGUUAUACAGACGAGUCUAUACGCUUAUACUCAAGAAUCCGUUGGCGUGCAAGUCUCGGUUCUCGAUGAAGAGAAGCCGCCGUUACCAAAGAGAGGAACUAGUUUGCAAAAGAGUUCGACAUUAAUGUUAAAGAAUCCAAAGGGAACGUACAAAGUUCAAAAUUUGAAGAAGCACGAAGCCAAUGAAACGCGGAAUGUUGGAAUAAACGAGCGUAGCAAUGAAGUGAAACCAGGGCACAGUUAUUCAGAACCGUCUCAGAGUGGUUCCAUGAGGCAUACACCUCAGCCUGAUGACGUGGAGAAUAUAACCGGCCGAGCAAAUAGUUUCGAGUAUUUCCCUGGUCACGUAUACGAGAACGUUCCUAAUGGAAGCGGUAGCCAUAUCUCAUCUUCCGAGACCGGGAGGUCCCAUUCCACUUUACCUAAUACCAGCUCCAGUAUUAACGAGAAAUUAUGGGGAGAUUCGGACAGCUUGGUGAGGGAUUUAGAACGAAGCGUAAACAUAUUGAAGAGUCUCGUCGAUGCGAAUAAAUGCGACAAAGAGGUUAAAAAAAGACUGAUACAUCACGUAGUCAAGAGAUUAAUUACCGCUAAAUAUACAGAGGACAAAAUCGAACAUAAUCUAGAAGACAAUGUCCCGUGGAAUCCUGACGAUGCCAGGAACAAGGUUUACGGUAGGGAGAUCCUCCGGGCUUUAACGAAGAAGCAUAAUACCAGCGAUUCUUCGAGUGACUGGAAUUUGAGGGAAAUAGCGCAAGGCUUGUCGUCCACGAGAAACAGAAGAAACGUCGCGAAAGAUAUUGCGUUAGAAAGUAGUAGCGAUAAAAUAGACAAAAAUACAGAUAGAACGGAAACUGACGGACGAAAAGCGAGGAUGGGCCUUAGAUCCGACGAUUGUCAUCGGAGCAGCAACACUGUAACCGAUCCAGACAAGAGCGAGAGCUCGGAGUGUUUCUUCCCUCAAAGAACUCGCAAAAGCAACAAAGUUCAAGAUAUAUUUUGUGCAAAAGAAAGAUGUAAAAUUUCGACGAUGACGACGAUGACGACGAUGACGACGACCACGACGACGACGACAACGACGACCACCACCACCACCACCACCACCACGACUACGAUCAACAGUACUCCGCCGGAUCACAACCGGAUGUUGUUGGACGCUGUUGUUAAUAACAGAAGAACUGUCGUUCGUUCGAGCAAUACAGGGGAGCAAGAUGACUGGAGACUGCUCACUACGUUUUCAGAGAGACAGUUUGAACUGAAGAAGUGUGGUAGUUCCGACUCCGCCGACUCGAAGUUGGUUAGCUACGCCGAGAUGGAGAAAAGAAAUCAGUUGAUUUGGAUCACGAAUGAGAUUAGUCAUUUAUGCAACUUGAAGAAAUUGUUGGAAGAAUCGCGGAGAUCGGACAGGCCACGAACGUCUCCAAAGAAAUCGAGGUCAGGGCACUUCAAGAGGAAACCAACGGGAUCAUUGACGCAUCUGCAUGAAUUGUCCAAGAGCGACGGGUCGGACGCACGAGCUGGCUCAGUGGGAGAGCCAUGGUCGUCUCAUUGUAACUUAGCAACUUGUCAAUUUUCCAGUAGAUCAAAUAGUAUCAUCCAACGCAUUAAAAAGCGAAAUAGCUGCGCGCAAACGGCGACCAACGUUACCAGUGCCCUCUCGAAGACCGGCGGUGAAAUCGUGUCUGCAUCCACCUUGCAUAAUUCUACGAUGAAGUUAGUUAGUACGGGGAUGCAAACUGACCCUCAAGAGUCGUCAACAAUUCCCGCUUUGAUACAGUCAGAAAUCGUGCAUUAUGUCAAGUGUCCGGCGCAUAAUGCCAUGCAUUUCCAAAACAGCUACAUGUGCAACGAGCAAGCGAAUCAAUGCUCAAAGUAUCACGCCAUUCAGAAUGUAGUUACAACUUGUAUGCAAUGUUUACAGGAGCAGAAGGAUCAAUCGGGCAGCAUUCAGAAAAUUCAUACAAAUGUAAAAAACUUUCAAGAGGAGAGCCCAGCCGAUUCACAACAGACGUUGUCCGAUCAGACGAAUGGCAACAGCGUUUCUUCGUCCGAGAUAGUCCAUCAUUGUGUGAACAAGGAGGUUCAGACGAGUCCACUUAAGCAGAAGGAAGUGAAGAAUCAAAUAAACGCCUCGAAGUCCAAGUUGUGCGACUGCAAAUGUGAGAAUAAAAAGCUAUUGUCGAAAGGAUGUCAAGCGUGUACUUUGCCGGUAAUUGCGUUGGAGAGUAACAGUGUCUCUAAAUGCGAGGAAUGUCAGAAGAAGGUGCUACACGCGCGCGACAGGAAUGGGGGGAACUUGCAAGAACACAGCAGCACAAUGGCAUGCGAAUGCGAUAACAACCAGUCAACAAAAAGUCGGGCACCAAUGAAACAUAGUUCAAAGUAUUAUCAGAAUAGUAAUAGACACGUGUCGAGCUUGAAUCAAAAUGGCCGGAUCAAGUUGUGCGGAUGCUCGAACGACUGUUUCUGCGAAAACGGCCGCGAGCAGGAAGUUCAGAACGCGAAAGGGUUAUGCAAUUGCCAUCCAAAUGGGAAAACUCAAUGCAAUGGGACCCGCUACAUCCGCGGCGAAGAAGACUGUCCGACUCAAUCGUGGCCUUAUUGCGUGAAUAAUGGGCAGGUUAACGAAACUGCACAGUACAAAGUACAAAGCAAUGCAAAAUGCGACUGUGAGAAAGAUUGUUUCUGUAGUAACCGAGCGAAGAAUAGCGAAGAAUUGUUGCACGGUAGAGUAUGCAACAACGGCAAACCAAAUUACGUGGACGAAGCGAACCAAACCAGUGACUUCGAUACAAAUUGUAAAUACUGCCGUCACUGCGGCGCAGCAUAUCAAAGCGUCAGAAAAUGUAGUUGUUAUCAAACGUAUCCAAAAGCCAUCGCGUACGAAUUAUCGUUCGUGAAAGAGAACGGCCAGAGAAAUAAUGGCCUGGGUGCGUUACUAAAAGUGCCAUUAUCAAAUGAAGGGAAAACGGAUGGCUGUGUUUGCAACAUGAUCAAAAAAGUUAGCUCGAAAAGAAGUUCUCCGCGAAAAUGUACUUUGCAAGAUUAUUUGUCCAAAAAUAAGGCGGAUUUUGUAAAUAAUGCAGAAACGCGGCGACAAUACAUGUCGGAAAUAUCUCAGCUACGGCAACUGCGAAAAGAAAAAAGAAUACAAUUGUUGGCGAUGGCAACCACGUCGAAUGUUAUAAAAUCACCGAGAGCUUCUUCUAAACCAACAGUUUACAUACAGAAAAAGAUGAGCAAGAAAGAGAUGAAGGAGAGACUUCGUAAACGGUAUCUUCGUCUGAACGAAGUGCGACAGAAGCAGCGGCAACUGGAGAAACAGGAAGAGGCACGACGUAACAAACUCAUGGCUAAAAUCUUUUGUAAAAAAUUGCAGCAGAAGGUACUGAGGGGCCAAGUAGAUCUGUCUCAAAGCGUUAGCGUUAUAUCCAACAUGAUACAAAAAAUGACGGCUCAGAUUAAAACCGACGAUUUGGAUCAAAUUAUGGUAGACCAAUUUACGAAUGAAUUUCGUAAAGGGUACAUAAUGGUAAAUGGUUUUUCUAUGCCAGUGAGAUACAAAGAUCUCGCUGAAACGAUCGAGAACUUCGAAGUCAAGGAUGACGACAUUUGGGUUUGCAGUUUCCCAAAGACCGGUUCUCCGCGCUUUUCGACUGCAACAGUCUCAAAGCAGCUCAUCCGGGAAAAGAGUUCAGUCCGUCAGUUGUAAAUAGCGUGGGAUUUGUGAAAGAUAAACCCUCCCCGAGAUUCAUAAAAUGUCAUUUGCCCUUCUGUUUGCUUCCACGCCAGAUACGAACUGGCGAGAAGAAACCGAGAAUUAUUUACGUGGCCAGAAAUCCGAAGGAUACUUGCGUCUCUUAUUAUCAUCAUUGUCAACUAUUGGAAGGCUAUCGGGGCAAUUUCGACGACUUUUGUCGCCUUUUCUUAGGGAACAAACGAUUUGCCUGCGGUGAUAAAGAAAUCAGCUGCGUUCCUCGAUAAAACAUUGUCCGAGGAUCAGGUGGAAACAUUGGCGGAACAUUUGAAUUUCGCCAAUAUGAAAACAAAUCCGGCUGUGAAUUACGAACAAGCCAUCUUACGGAGCAAGCUAUGGAAAUCGUUUAACAUUGAAGGUUCGUUUAUCCGAAGUGGCCAAAUCGGCCAGUGGAAAGAAAAAAUGUCCGACAGCUUGAUCCAAGAAUUUAACAGGUUGACGGAAGAAAAGUUUUCUGACUACAAUCUUAUUUUCUGAAUAAAAUUGUACACCUUCUUCGUAAAUCUUUAGAAAUUGUAUUAACGUUAUAUUGUAUUAAUAUUGCAAUGGAAAAAGUCAUAUAAUAUACAAGAACAAGCGAUAUGACAUUUCGUGAUUUUUUUUAGAAUCUAUUGUAAUGCUUCGCUAUAAUAUCUUUUUGGUUCGAGGCACCGAAGAAUAUUCGGCAUACUCGUUCUACAAAGUUCACCAAUUGUUGCCUUGGUUAUAGGUGUAACGACACUCGUGUCGCUUCCUCUUUCGAUUAAUAUAAUCGCUGCGUCCCUUUUUCUCCAUAAAAUAGCUAUUUGAAGAGCGGUGAAACCCCUACUGUCCCGUAUAUUGACGUCAGCCCCAUGGUCCAAUAAAAUCGAAAGAAUAUUGACAUUCGAGCGGUAUACUGUACAAAUAAUUCUUAAUGAACAUUUAAUCAAUAGAUUAAGCGGACUUUUAUGUGAGAUUUAGAGAUGCAAAAGUGCAGAGAGUAUUUUUGUUCGCAUAGAAAUCUUCCUCCUGAACUUUCUCACCUGAGAUCAUAAGCGGUGUUCGCCCUUGCGCGUCUCUCUGAUUUAUGAAAACGCCGGUAUCUAAAAGGAAUUUUACAUUCUUCGAUCGUUCUCCUACAAUGGCGUAUUGAAGACAACUCCAGCCUCGUCUACAAGUGUGAAUUCGUCAAACAAAAACAUAAUUGAAACAAUUAUUAAUUGUCGUCUUACACGUCCACUUUUUGGAGAUCUGCACCCUUCUUCAAAAGAAUUUGUAACAGUUCCGGGUUUCUCGAGACGUACGAGGCGUACAUAAGUGCAGUUCUACUCCAAGGUUGAGUGAUAGCAUUGUCCAAACCAGUGGAAUUUUUUUCCAACAGAAACGACAGGAUUUGCAGGUCGCCACGAUCAAUAGCUGCCGUUACAGGCGUUUUCAAAUUUGGCGUCGGAUAAUGUAGGUCUAUCGACGGGCUAUAAUCAUGGCCAUAGAAUUAUUUAAUUAUUAUUUACGAAGCAUGCAUGUAUAUACUCACACUUUUGUUAAAAAAUCUUUAAUCCUCCUGACAGUGGCGAAUCUAAGAAGCCAAAUGAAUUGUUCCUCGACUGAAUCUGAGUAUGAAUUAUCGUCUGUUAUUAUACGGAUAAUUAAAAUGUAGUAGUAUAAUACUUGUAUAGUAGUAUCAUUUAUCUUACCAUUUAUUUCAUACUCCAAUUUUGUGUUUGACAUUAUCUAAUAAUAAACUGUAUCUGUUUGUAAAUAGGUACUAUUAGGUACUAUUGAACGUAGUACUAAACGCUAUUUAUAAUACUUGGCUUAGCGCCAGCUCUAAAUCGAUCAAACAUCAUGCGUACUCGUAUAUUUAUGUUUGAUUUAAACGUAAUAUACAUCCACUGAAAGUCAAUAUUAAUGCAACGUCAACAUUGACGCAACAUUUCAUUUAUAAUUCUUUUCCAGUUACCUUUUUCAGUUAACUUUCCAUGAUUAAUUUGAUUUAAUUUAAUUCCUUCAAUUUCUUCAAUUGUACUCGUGAAAAUAUGUAUAAAUUUAUAUACACACCUGCAAUUUAAUAAUUGCACUUCUGUUUCAAUAAAAAUCAGCAUUUAUCUCGUGAAAUGACGUAUUUAGGUACAUGCACCUUCAAUUAUAAAAAAAAAAUCUAGAUGCUCUUUAGUCAUUCAUUGAUUACUAUUCUCCGACAUGUGCAUUGCAUUUUUUUGGUAACUGGAAUGACAAGAGUCCAAUGACACUGUCCUUCCAGUUCAACACGUUCGGGAGAAGCCGUAAACCGACUAUAGACAUUGAAACACGUUCGAGGCACCUCCAAAACACGCAUACUUUCUCUUCGAGGCGGGAACACGUGCCAAGGUGGCUGGAGAGCGGAUAUACUAACCGUUCGAACACUCGAAGUCUACUUUCUAAAGACGGUGGCCAGAACAAGUCGGAACCGCGUCCAUUACGGUGACUGCGUGCCUUUCGUUCCUUUCUCGAGGCUUCGCCGCCCGACUUGCCACCGAGCCUGCAUUUCUCCAUGAAUCUCAGAGGCAACGGGACUAAAAUCGAAUCGUUCAGGAACAAGACCUGAGGCAUUCGCGUCAAUACAAGGAAGAUGAAGUGAUGGCAAAUGUUAUGAAGCGGUGGAUAACGCCUGUUCUUGUGACAGUUCUAACAUGCGUGCUUCUCCCCGUCUGUGGUGUCGACGAGUCAGAUCGCGAGGAAUACAGAGGGAAAUACCUUGGCAAGUUGAACGCGUAUCAUCAUCAAGUUGCUGGCGACGUUUACGUGGUCGAUGAGUACACAUUGUUGUUAACAUCCUUCAGCUACGAUGGCAAUGGAGCCGAUACUUUCUUCUGGGCUGGCGCAUCGAAUCGACCUGGCCCACAAGGUUUCAUCGUGCCUGAUGAAUGGGGCAAAACAAAUGUUCUCGAUCGAUAUCUAAAUAAAGAUUUCACUCUUACCUUACCGGACAAUAAGAGAAUAACUGAUAUAAAAUGGUUCGCUGUGUACGAUCUGGGAAGUCAGAAUACGUUUGGAGACGUGUACAUUCCGGACGAGUUCGAUCCACCUGCACCACAGAAGAUUUCUCAACUAACAAAACGAUCGCACGGAGUGUCUUCGGGUCCCAUUGUGAUCAUAGAUUCAAAAACUAUCAAAAUACCGGAAUUCACGUACGAGGAACGAGGAACAGACACGUAUUUCUGGGUAGGACUUGGCCCACAACCUAAUAGCAAAGGAACGAAAGUGCCUGACGAGUAUGGCUAUCUGGAAUCGAUUCGCACCUACAAAGAAGAAGAUGUAAUCAUUCAACUACCUGGAGACAUGACAGUUUUCAACAUUGAUUGGUUAAGCAUAUUUGAUGUGAAGACCAAGACUAGUUACGGCUCUGUCAUAAUUCCAGAUGGAUUAAACGUGCCUCCUUCGUUAGUAAAAGUGAUCAAGCGUAUGCAGACUCUGCCGAAUUGUAUUCAACUUCACAAACGAUUUCAAGUCGGCUGGGAGAUUUUUGGUCCACAGAUCACUGUCCAAUUAACAGGGCAAAUUGGUGAAGAUGAAUUUAUGGCGUUUGGUCUGUCUGGUUCUGAAACUUCUAGCCAGAUGGAAGGCGCGGAUGCAGUGAUUGCUUAUGUGGACGGUACUAAAGGCUACGCUGUAGAUUAUAACAUUACUGCGAAAGCUCCAUGUGGAAAAGUCCUUGGCCAAUAUAAGGGAGUCUGCAGAGAUGAACUAUUCGGUGCCUUGGAUAAUAAUCAAUUAUAUACUGCGGUCAGAGAGGAUGGGAUUAGUAUUGUUACUUACAGACGAACUCUUAACUCAUCCGAUCCAGGAGACAAAGAAUAUCCUACAGACAGACCAGUCUACGUGAUAUGGGCCUUGGGAAGAUUGGAUGAAAACAAAGAGCCAACUUUCCAUGAUAUAUAUCCCAAGAGCGAUUUGAAGGUGGAAUUAGCUCCUGAAGAACCAGAGAACACGUGUAUGGAUUUUACUGAAAAUAAUGAGAAGCUAAUAGAACCUUGGGAGAAGGUAGAAAUAUUCGAUAGAAGUAUUCGGACGUUCAGAGCCACCAUCGGCCCAUCUGGAGGCAAAAAGGGCUAUCAAGGAAUUACAGGGCAAACGUCUACAGGCUUAGCAUGGUACAUCGAGGGUCAAUUGGCGCCUGAACUAUACUUGCGUCGAGGAUUGACUUACAAUUUCCGUAUCCACGGCGGAAAUAAUCCUCAUAGCCCCAAUCUGUACCAUCCAUUAAUUAUAACUAACGAACCACACGGUGGAUACGAUAAACUCAGCGAUGCAGCACAAAGUACAAUUAGAGUUUUAGCCGGGGUUGAAUUCACCAGAAGAGGGCAACCAAGACCAACAGCAGUUGGUCCACUUUGUUUAAGCAAACAUGGUACACGAGAUAGAAGACUAGAUGAUGAUUUCAUGACGUUUAAACAAUUCAACAGAACAUUAAUGAGCGUGUGCGAGCCAGGUGAAGGCGGUGUGUUAGAAGUUACACCAAACUCUACCUGGCCAGAUAUUGUUUAUUACAACUCAUUUACCCAUGCAAAUAUGGGCUGGAAGAUACACAUAAUGGAUGCUUACUCGAAAAGCAUCGCUGUUACCCAACAAUUAUCGUUACUUGCAGGAACAACGGCUGUGUUUUUUCGUUUGUUAUAAAUAUAGAUAUAAGCUAUUAAGAUUAAUCGUACCUUUUUAUUACACAAGCAUAAAUUGACUGAUUUUAGCAAAUAGAUUUAAAACAAAGAAUUUUAUCAUAUACAGAUGAAAUGUUUGGUUCCUAAGUUGAAAAUGAAUUAAGAUCAGAGAGGGAGAGAGAGAGAUUAAUGUAUCCGAAUGUGCAAACAUAUUGUAAUAAAUAAUAUUUUAAUUGUACGAUGAAUUCAUAAUUUUAAUAAAUUUCGUUUCUAUUGGAAA
Molecule: messenger RNA, 9912 nt
Organism: Heterotrigona itama
Lineage: Eukaryota; Metazoa; Arthropoda; Insecta; Hymenoptera; Apidae
Source: the annotation of a GenBank genome assembly